Molecule: messenger RNA, 808 nt
Organism: Stegastes partitus (bicolor damselfish)
Lineage: Eukaryota; Metazoa; Chordata; Actinopteri; Pomacentridae
Product: receptor activity-modifying protein 1-like
Exons: 3
Coding region: 184-633 (149 amino acids)
Biological process (GO): protein localization to plasma membrane; cellular response to hormone stimulus; receptor internalization
Cellular component (GO): signaling receptor complex; membrane; cell surface
Molecular function (GO): coreceptor activity
Source: RefSeq, a predicted model, not a curated record
GCAGCCGCUGUGGAAGGUCAAGGGGCUUUUUUUUUACCCUCAUUGAGCGCACACGGUGAUUUGUUUCCAGCGUGGAGACGUCGUCCCAGGAGGAGGAGGAGGAAUAACAGCACCUUUGGGUGGAAAACUGGAAUGUGCCAUGUGCUGUUGAUCUCCAGGGAGUGAGAGCAGCGGUGGUUCGUCAUGGCUCCGGAGAGCGCGGCGCUCCUCAAGGCUGGGCUUGUGUUGUUGGUGGCAGCUCAAGCCCUUCCGUUGGCGUCUGGCUGCAACCGAGGUUUCUACGAGAGGAUGAUCGGCGAUCUGUGCCUGGCUAAGUUCAAACUGGACAUGGGAGGACUGGAGCGGGGCUUGUGGUGCAGCUGGCCGGACACGACGGAGAUCUACGAGGGUCUAACAAACUGCACCUACCAGGUGGCCUUGAGGAUGGACUGCUUCUGGCCCAACCAAAUAGUCGACCACUUCUUCAUGCAGAUUCACCGGACCUACUUCCACGACUGCGCCCUGACGGGCCGGCUCCUCCACGACCCGCCCAUCGGCGUCCUCGCCCCGUUCAUCGCGGUGCCGGUCCUGGUCACCCUGCUCAUGACUGCCCUGGUGGUGUGGAGGAGUAAACGCACCGAGGGACUGCUAUAGGGGCAGCUCCGGUGAUGGAGUCGCCCCUCAAACCUUGGAGAUAUAUAUGGACUCAUUUGUGUUGAAAUCAUAUUAGUCACAUUUUAAUAGGUGAAAAAAAAAAAGCAUGUCGUGAAGUAUGUUUGACUGCAGGAGACAGGAUUGUGAAAUAAAUGUUCUGUUUGGUAUAAAAAUA